Messenger RNA from Erinaceus europaeus (western European hedgehog), 836 nucleotides. It is a transcript of the gene SPTSSB, whose product is annotated as serine palmitoyltransferase small subunit B. Gene Ontology annotation, cellular component: serine palmitoyltransferase complex. Gene Ontology annotation, biological process: endoplasmic reticulum organization; ceramide biosynthetic process. The coding region runs from base 426 to 710 and encodes 94 amino acids. The record is from RefSeq and is a predicted model, not a curated record. The transcript has 4 exons. Gene Ontology annotation, molecular function: serine C-palmitoyltransferase activity. NCBI's taxonomy places the organism in Eukaryota, Metazoa, Chordata, Mammalia, Eulipotyphla, Erinaceidae.
UAAUUAAUCACAGCAAUCCAGCUGGUGGAAUUGGAGUUUCAGCAGCAUGGCGAGGGCGGGGCCCAGCAACUAACCCUGAGACUGGGAAUAAGGCGCAGUGGGCAGCUGGCACCUGAACUGCAGAGAGCAUGACCAGCAGAUGAAGAAACUGUAACCCAGAGGGAAGAUAUAACACACACAGGAUCAUUCUGAGUAAAAGUGAGGAAAAAAUCCAGAAUUGGAUCCAUCCAGGCAGAGUUAUCACUAGGCCUCAGAGCCUGCACAAGUGCAUCGAUCUUGGCAGCAUCUUUUUUUUUUUUUGCUAUCUUUUCUAAUAAAGACAAAGAGAAAUAUGCAAGAAGAGUUGAGAAGAGAGGAAGAGAGAUAUCUGCAGUACUGCUCCACCUCCACCAUUUGGGCAGUUUUCCUCCUGUAGGUCCUUAUGCAUGACAAUGUGUACACUCUACCUGGACAGACUUUGCAACUUGGAGGAACCAACCAUGGAUUUCAGGCAUGUGAAGAACUAUUUAUCCUGGCUCUACUAUCAAUACCAAAUCAUUAGCUGUUGUGCUGUCUUGGAGCCCUGGGAGCAGUCCAUGUUCAAUACCAUCUUACUAACCAUUUUUGCUAUGGUGGUGUACACAGCCUAUGUUUUUAUCCCAAUUCAUGUUCGUUUGGCUUGGGAAUUUUUUUCCAAAAUAUGUGGCUAUCACAGUACAAUUUCAAGCUAAUCUUGUUUGCAUUCUGUGACUUGAAGCUGAGUAUGUGUAUGUUGCUUACAAUUAAUGACUACAUAGCCUUUCACGACUUGACCUGAACAACUCUCUCUUCUCUAUGCACUUACAUCUUGCCUGGAA